Molecule: messenger RNA, 1929 nt
Organism: Hansenula ciferrii
Lineage: Eukaryota; Fungi; Ascomycota; Saccharomycetes; Phaffomycetales; Wickerhamomycetaceae
Exons: 1
Coding region: 1-1929 (642 amino acids)
Source: RefSeq, a predicted model, not a curated record
AUGGACACUGAUUACCUACAGAUGCUCAAAAACCUACCUUUAGAACUGUUUUUACGAGUUCUUGAUAAUUUAAAUCCAAUAGAUUUAGAGAAAUUUAUUGAAAUUAUACCAGGUUUGUACAAUCAAGUAAAGGAUCGUUACAAGAUAAUUUAUUGGCCUCCAAAAGUAAAUGAAUCACAAUUUGAAGAUGUUUUCGAAAAUCUAGAUGCUGCAUAUAAAAAUUUGGAAAAUAUUUACCAAUUCAAAGGUUUAAUUUUACUAAAUAUUAAGGAGUUUGGGAAACCAUCAAGAGAUUUAUUAUUCAAUUUUUUAUUGGAAAUUGAACCUGAUAUGAAGUUCAAAGCUUUUAAAUUAUAUGUCAAUAUUGAUAAUUAUCAUUGGUACUACGAACAUGAAGGAUACCGUGUUACCGAUGUUCUAUUUCGAAUUUUAAGAAUUAUACCAAAUACAUUUCAACGUUUUUCACUUCCUGGGUUGAAAAGAAUUGAGUUGGAAAGUCAAUAUUGGAGCCCGGAAGCUUUUGAGUGCUUUGAUUUCUCUGAUGAUAAUUCAUCUGCGAAUCAACAAGCAGAUGAUGAGGUAAAUUUUAUGGGUGGUUUAGAUUCAUUAUCUCUUGAAGGUGAUCUUAGUUCUGAUAUUUUAGAUUCAAAAAUUGCAAUUUUCCCACAACAAUUGAUCUUAAAAGAACAAUCAAUCUUACCACCUUUAGCUAGAAACUGUUUUCAGAAUAUCACGGAGCUGAAAAUAGAUAACGUGGAUUAUGAUACCUUCGGAUUUUUCGAGGUUCCAAACCUUGUUCAUUUAUCGAUCACCACUUAUAAUGCAGGUUUAUUCAAAGUUUCAAACUUCAAAGCAAAAAGUUUAGAAACACUUGAAAUUGAGACAUCUAAUUAUAACUUAGCACUUCAAUCGAAAAGGAUUAACUCAUCACUUCAAUUGAUAAAUAUCGAAACGCCAAAAAUUAAAAAAUUGAAAAUGGUUUGCGGAACUUUCCAUUCUGCUCAUUUUGUUACUUUUGAUACAUUGGAAGAAGUUACAAUUUAUCAAUUUGAUUUUAAGAACUCCACUUGGACGGCAAAGGAUAUGAUAAUUGAUUUGGAAAGUUUGUCAACUGAGUCCUCACAACACCCAUUUAAUUUCAUCAGCAAGGUAAAAAGAAUAAGAGUCAGUAACACCAUUCCUAUCUUCACAAAUAUGCAUUUCCCAAAUCUUGAAAGUUUAACAAUUUUAGAUAAAUUUUAUGGUUAUGAUAUUGAUAGAAACCAAAUCCAUUAUAUUCCAUCGUCAGUCAGUGAAAUAAUAUUCACUAGUGAUUCAAUGUUGAAUGAACUAAUACAUUUAGCUAGACCUGGUAUUAAGAAAAUCCAAUUUCCUGAUGAAUAUACUCCGGAUAAAAUUCGAAUAAUAGACUUGACAGUUUUAUCAAGGUCAUAUCCAGAUGUUGAGUGUUUAAUUUUAGAAAAUUGUCUCAUCAAAGAUUCAAAUAAUGUAAAGAAUCACAAUAUCAAAAAACUGGAUAUAAGCUUCAGGGGAUGGAAUACUGAAUUGAGUUUAAAUUUUGAAGGGGCAGUUUUCAGCCAAUUGAGGAAGUUUAGCCUUAGACAUCCUGGUCCAUUUAAUAGAAAAGUCCACCAGAAGGACUACUUAAACCUCAAAAACUUUGAAGCACCAAAUUUGAAAAAGCUAGUAAUUGAAGAUUUUCAUAUUGAACAUCAUCUUAGUACUUUAGCAUUUCCAAAGUUGAAGAAAUUAACUAUAGAUUAUAUAUCAAGCUUGGAAAUUGUUAGUAGUAAAAUCUUGAAAACAGUUCAUCUUGAUUAUGGAAUUAAAUCCUGUAAUAUUGGGAAGUUACAAUUUGGUGAAUUUCGCAAGUCUAUUAAGUUUUAUCCACCAAGUAAUAUCGAGAGAGAACCAUGGAUGAAUACUUGA